AUGUCUUCUCGCGCUUCUGCUAAAUCACCUACUCUAGGAUCCUUAUCCUCUUCGCGCAACCAGCCUCAGAGCCUCGCGCAGGAGCCUGCCAACACUGAGGACUUCGACAUGCCGGACCUCAAGUACGACUCCGAUGGAGAAGAAGCCGAGACAAAAGACAUGCAGAAAAUCGUCAACGAAAACCGACAAGCAAUGGAAAACCUCAACGAGCAACUCCAGCACGCUGGACAGGCCUACAAGAAGCUGGAAGAAGACAUCAAGGGGGACGCCAACCUCCGGAAGAUCCAGGAACUCCAGGGGGAAAUCACCACCCUCCGGGCCGCCGCCAACAUCGUCACCACGCCCGUCCACGGAGGACGACAAAAGCUCAAGCUCAGUGCGCCUGUCACCUACGACGGAACCCCCGGGACCCUCAAAGGAUUCCUGAUUCAGUAG
Colletotrichum truncatum is the source of this 435-nucleotide messenger RNA. RefSeq names its product reverse transcriptase domain protein. Lineage: Eukaryota; Fungi; Ascomycota; Sordariomycetes; Glomerellales; Glomerellaceae. The record is from RefSeq and is a predicted model, not a curated record.